UGUGUUUGUGGGAGGGACAGAUAGCAUAAACGGUCGGGCGAUGUCCUGUAGAAGUGAUGACUUCUUGCGUAAUUAGGGUAUCCGUCAUCUUAGGCAGGCAAAAUGACUGCACGGCAAUUCAAACUAAUUAAAUUUAGAUGAGCAAUUAAGUUAUUUACUGAUCUAGCUGCGCGAAAAAAUGUAUGCAAUUUUUUUUUUUUUUUUUUUUGGCUGUUCUUAUCCACGACAUCGGACAAAAGACAGAUGUCACACGCCGCAGGGAAGAAGGAGAUUGCUUGUGGCGAUGAUAGGAGGGAAGGAGGAACUCAGCACAAGCUAACACUUGCUAUGCCUUGCACCUGACCCAGAUAAGCAUGCAUGAACGCACGCACGCGCACACACGCACAUACACAGGUCCAUCUGUUGCUCAGAUCGUAUUUUUAUCGUUUCUUUCAGCUUGCAAUUUUUGUUAAGCCGGUGUACAACUCGUGCAGCAUCUACAGUCGCGUGCUCGGACACAUGCAGUGUGAAGGUGUGUAUCGUCUGCUGGGUGGUGUCUGAGAUCACGCUGAUUCAGUGACCCGUGGCGAGCACCUAAAGAAACAGAUUUGUAUGAUUCCUCCGCCUAUCAUCCCACCCCCACCCGCGUGUGUGCCUUUCGGUGCACGAAGGUACGUGCUACCUGGACUUCUGUGAUUCGAUCUUCUGCACAGCCUGCUGGACCACGACACUGAGUGUGCUGAGAGAUGCUGUCGCACAGGAGAUGUGCCGUCACAUAGCAAUUGUGUUGUCACGUAACAGGAACAAGACUAGAGGCAUCUGCAGACACCACGUGAUCUUGUCCCCAUGAGAAUCCGCGAGAGGUGGUAAGGCCAUGAAUGUGUCUGAGGUGGCAGGACUCGUCUUCGCCGCCAUGCUGAGCCUCAUGCUUCUCGUUGCUUGCAUUGUUUCCGCUAUAAAAGCAGUCAAGGACAGGCGGCAGAUCCUCCAGAGAAAUGCAGCCCGGAGGAGUCAACGCAGAAGCAUGGAGAACACUACUGCUGUUCAUCAUCACAAACGUGCAGACGGCAUCAACAUUUCCCCAGAAAGGUCAACAGACGACCUCGCUCCCGUCGUCCGUCACGUGCGCUUCAUCCCGUGUCACGCGAGUCGCAGCGCGGAUCACAUCGACCUCAUCGCUGGGCUUUUUAACAGCGAUGAAAACCACUCGGUGUUGAGUACCUUCGCCGACAACACUGAUGACAGAUCUGAAGACAACAGAAGUUAUGAGAGAAAGGUCCGCCCGCGUGGCAGGGAGCUGCAAAGUGCGUCACUUGGGGACUUCCGCAGCACGCUGAUUGGGUCACGUGCCAUUACUCUCUUGCCUGCAAGACAUCGCCAACAUGGCAGCAGCAGUCGUGACAUCUGGCCCGGUGCUGAUUGCCAAUACAGCAACAGAGUUCGCGACAUUUCAGCCAGUGCCAGUGGGAAACACAGGAGUAGCACAGUUCCUGACUUACCCAGUGCUAGUCUCGACAUCUCGUGUGGUCCUCGCAGGGAGCUGAGGGAGGUCUCGCAUGUGGUCUACAGCCCCAGGCGCCAUUCGUACGCGGAAGCGGUAGAUAGCCUAGUCUGAAUGGAGUCCACCCAAACAACAACAAAACAAAAAACAAAAACAAAUGCAUAUAUAUACUCUGAAUAAGUCCGUAACUGACAUCCUACCUGAGCUUGGACACGUCGUUUCCUUCACCUCUUGCGUUGGAACCUUCCGCCAUCAAAUAAUCGCCGAAGCUAGAAGUUAGAGACAGAAAUUGUAACAACAAUCCUUGUUGACUACAUUUCGUGUCGAGCGAGUGCGUCUUUAUAAAGGGUCGUCUCCUAUGUACGUUUUUAAAACGUCGAGUGAAUGAGGUGUUCCAGAUCCAACUUUUCUCGGGGACAUCUUUUGUUGUGAAAGCGAUGAUCUUUCUCUCCUUCGCUGCUUAACCCUCUUUAGAGGAUCCACUCUCGACAACUGGACCCCCAGUCGAAAAGUUGUUACGCCACACGGGAACCGAACCGGCACAUCUUUGGGAUUUGUCGUCAGGGCUAUUUCCAGACAACGUCAUUGACUUCGAUUGAGUGUUAACGUGUAUAACGGCUUUUGUACUACGCACGGUUGCCACAGUUGUAAGACACCAGAAACUUCUACUUGCAACAGUCACGUGACGUAAGCUGGUCAUUAGCAAUGUGACCCAGCGUGACCCUUGUCCAAGACUGGGGCGGUUAGCACCUGUCACCAAUUCUGUGCGAUUGGCUUUCCCAGGUUCAGAUCUCGUCUUAGGCAAGCUAGUCUUUCGCUGUAUGCGACAUCUGCUUACAGGGCUGGCUGCUUUGCCGAGAUAAAGCCUUACUUGCUGGUUCGGCGGAAAACGCCAUUACCCACCCUCUCCCCUUUGUCGAAGACUGUCUUUCAAGUAGCCCUGGAAAAUGGUGGACGUAGCAGAGGCCAGAGGAAGAACUGGGAUACGAACGUCAACAUCCGGACUGGUCGUCCUGUGCAGGACCUGCACACCAUCGCCCAAGACAAGUGUGAGUGGUUGGCCUCGUCCAUCCAUCUCCCCAAAAGCAGGUACCAGUCAAGGAACGAAUGACUGUAUUAUUAGCGGCACUGGUGUCAUGUGCGACUUUCCAUCUACCAGCGAAUGUUACUUUUGUGAACUUUAUAUCUACCUUGGUUCCCAUAACGCAUUUGUUGCUAUGCUCACCCUGGAGUCUGCCUGUAGGGUGAAUAAAGGUCUUGACCAGAGACAAAAAUAUGUUUGAAUCCGUAUGUCCCGAUCUCACAAAUAGUUACCAGUCAAAAAAAAAAUGAAGCAGCACUAGACCCAAGGAUCGAUUGGGUUCUAGCCACAGAUGACUUAUGAAAAGGUAAGACUCGGUCAGUAAGACCUACAUAUACAUAUAAAUAUCGCAUGGUGGCACUCGUGUAACAGCUGGUGCACUAGCUUAUCAGCUUUGUGAAAUGUUUGCAAUCCUAAGAUCGUUUUCAUUAUAGUUAUUUAUACAUUCAGAAGCCGCAAUUGUAACCACGGUGAGACAGCGAGAGUAUUGCAAGUAUAUAAUUAUUUUCACUGGAGGUUGUCACUGCUGAGGACAUGAAGCGACUGCAUGACCGGCCAUGAAUUGGUGUGAGCCUCACCAAAUGUUCCUUCACUAGGAAGUGAGAUGUUAGAGAGUGCACUUACCUGCAAGCCAGCUUGUGUGUCUUUGAGGGCGACACCCAUCUCCCCUUUCCCCACAGUCCUCUUAACCACCUAAGAAGCUGGCUAUUGUGGUCGUAUUCUGCCUUGGACGCAGGGGCUUUGACCACAAGGUUUCCUGUUGCCCCUACCAGACAAUGCUAGCUACUCUAUGAUGUUAUGCCUUCAAGUGGCUAGGCUCUGAGCCUGUGGAUUUUAUGUGUAGACAUGUCUAUCGUAUCUAUUUUGUAUCCUAUCAUUACAGAUAGUCUUGUAGUCUACUUCAUUUUCUUUGCUAACAGAACAUGCUUCAAGGUAAGGCUGGCGCUGCUUGACAUGAUAUUUUUAUUUGUGGGAGGUGUGAGAGAGACUGAAACUUAUGAUAGCAUAUAAAGGUAAAUAUUUUAGCUGUGAAAUACCAUCUUUUCAAGUCAUGCCUGGCAUAAAUGACAAUGGCGAUGAUAAUGAUGGUGGUGAAGAAUCUAACAAACAGAUUAUAAUCGAAGGAAUUUUAAUUGUUAUUUGUGCACACAGUCUUCAGGUUACAAUAACAUUGCUGUACAUUCUUCAUAUUAAAAUUAUAAAUUUAAUGUACAGUCCUCUUGUUAAAAUUAUGUCUUUAAAAAAAAUUUGGAAUCAUUUAUCUAGUACUGUUGAAUUAUUAUGCUAAAACCCCAGUGCUUGUCCAAAGAAACUGACUCAAUUUUGAUGCAAACAAGUUUUUACACAUCUAAUUGUAAUAACUGAUACUACCUCCCAACAAAACUAUGCAAACGGACAUUUUCUAAAUACAUUUUCUGUUUUUACAAAACAAUCUUGAUGGUAUAUUAAAUCUAUGGAGACAUGAUUCACCGGAAUCUUGAAUAUCACCACAGUGAAUGGCUUACUGGCCAUAGUUUUGAAUGUUUGCAGUAACCACUUGCCUUAUCACAGCUAUGAAUGUCUGCUGCUACUGACAAUGCAAUAUUAACUAAUGUAUAUAUUACAAGUAUCACCCAGUGGUCUGACAGCAAAACCAUGGUUCUGCACUGAAGUUCAGCUGUAAGAUUUCUGAGUCAUCCUUCCACAACCAUACUUUUAGAACAUAAUUACUUUUUCUUUCCUUAUUUUUUUGUGGGCACAAACAAUGUUACUAUAUAUGUCAACAUUUUGCAGCAAAUGUAACUGAACAACAUAGCAGAAUAUUAAAAGACCACCAUGAUUAUGUUCUGCAGCACUGCCCCACUAAAUAAUUACAAAUAACUGGAAACUUUUCUAAAUUUGUGUUCUUGACUACAGAUGUAAAGGCAUUCACCAUGAAUACAAAAUUGUAAGACAAUGAAAAAUGAAUGGGAAUUUAAAAGAGGAGUGUCUUAGGUCAUACAAUGCAAAAGUUUAAAAAUAAACUGAUCUCACCAAAA
Molecule: messenger RNA, 4579 nt
Organism: Pomacea canaliculata
Lineage: Eukaryota; Metazoa; Mollusca; Gastropoda; Architaenioglossa; Ampullariidae
Exons: 3
Coding region: 854-1594 (246 amino acids)
Source: RefSeq, a predicted model, not a curated record